GUGGUGACUUCGAUAUGGGAUGAUCUAUCAGUCUUAGUUGUGAUCUACGCCUUGGGCGACGUGUAUUGAAUAAAAAUAAAAUAGUAUGGCAUCUUCAAAAUUGUUGUUGGUAUGUGCCAUUUUGGCCAUUUUCUCAGCAUCCGCUUCUGCCGGUCUGUUGGAUUCCAUCUUCCCCACAAUUAUGCAGGAACGUUAUAGCUUUGCCCCCAGCAAGGAAGGCUAUCGUUUCAACUUGGAAGAACCCGAUGGCAGCAAACGUGAAGAAAUCGGUAUGAUUAUGAAUCCCGGUACACCCGAACAGGAGUUAGUCGUUAUGGGUACCUACUCCGUUUACGAUGAAAAGACUGAUACCGAAACCAUUACCAUGUACACAGCCGACAAGGAGGGUUACAAGGCCCGCUAUAUGUUGAAGAACCGUAAAUUGAGCCCCGGUUCUUUGAAAUCUUUGUCUGGUUAA
This is a messenger RNA of Musca vetustissima, 457 nucleotides long. Its product is annotated as endocuticle structural glycoprotein SgAbd-9. Bases 86 to 457 code for a protein of 123 amino acids. NCBI's taxonomy places the organism in Eukaryota, Metazoa, Arthropoda, Insecta, Diptera, Muscidae. The record is from RefSeq and is a predicted model, not a curated record. The transcript is spliced from 3 exons.